Brassicogethes aeneus is the source of this 575-nucleotide messenger RNA. Lineage: Eukaryota; Metazoa; Arthropoda; Insecta; Coleoptera; Nitidulidae. The record is from the annotation of a GenBank genome assembly.
UACUUAUAAUUUGGAGUUUUUAGAGUGAUGGCAAGAGCUUUUUACGGUGUUUUGUGUUUCUUACUUCUUAGUGUUGUUCUUUUAAAAAAUGCGGAAGGUCGAAAUUUAACGAGAUGUGGACUCACAAACGAACUAAUGAAUUUGGGAUUUGAUAGGACACUAUUAGGAAAUUGGGUGUGUUUGGUGGAAAGUGAAAGCGGUAAAAAAACUGAUAAAAUGAAGAAAAAAGCCAAUGGAAGUUAUGCGCUUGGAUUAUUUCAAAUUAAUAGCAAGGAAUGGUGCACCUUUGACAAAAAGGGAGGAAAAUGUGACAUGAAAUGUGAAGAUUUGACCAACGACGAUAUUUCAGACGAUUCCAGAUGCGCCCAGAAAGCGUUCCAGGAAAUGGGUUUUCGCGGUUGGGAGGGCUGGAUGCGAAGUUGUUAUGGGCGGAAGCUACCCAUCCCGAAUUGUUAAAGUUUGCCUCUAAAAUUCCAAUAAAUGAACAAAAUAUUGUUUUAAUAAAAUUAUGCUCCCCCCAUCAGCUGAUUAUAAUUUUUAAUUAAACAUCUGAUGCAAAAGUGUAUACAUAAUUG